AUGAGCAUCAAAGGCAUCCAUCCACUCCACAGCCUCAAAGGACAUCAGGCCGCCGUACUGACCGUUGAGUACGCCAAAAACUCAUUUCUGGGUCAAGAUCUACUUGCUUCUGGAUCUGAGGAUAGCACUUGCAGAAUAUGGGAUUUGAAGUCGAAAAAGGUGCUCAAGGGCAUCAAAAACCUUGAUGCUCCAGUAACGAGCAUUAAGUUUGCUAGAAAAAAUCAGCCAUACAUAUACCUGUCAUCGGGAAACAAGGUUUUGAUCUAUGACCUCAGAUCAGAAGGCAUCAUUAUUACCGAGCCGAUUCAAGUUUAUGAGUUUAGCAACGAUGAGAUCAAUAGUAUUGACAUCAACGAGAACAACAAGUUUUUAGCAACUGCAGAUGAUGAAGGUGUUGUCAACAUUGUCGACUUGAGUAACCACAAAAUCUACAAGAAAACAUCCAAAAAGCACAGCAGUAUCUGCAUGUCUGCCAAGUUCAGGGCCAAAAAAUCUUGGGAGGUUUGGUCUGGAGGCAUGGACAGUAAAGUGUAUGAAUGGGAUUUUUCUCGAGGUCUACCAACAAACAUCUACGACAUGACACCCAAGGAACCCUCAGCAACUCAAAUGUUCAAUCCUCCAUUUGUGUACAAGAUUGCCACUUCUCCCGACGGUGAAUGGGUGGCAGCCAGCUUGGGCGAUUCAACAAUUCAAUUACUAGCACCACCCAACAAGAAGCAAAAGAAACAUCUGCGAGAGAUCAGAUUGGAAAACGGCCACAAUUCCAUGGUGAAUUGCUUAUCGUUUUUGACAAGUGACGAGUCUCUGCUCAUCUCAGGAGCAGCAAAUGGCAGAGUUACCAUGUGGGAUUACAAAAACCAAGAGGCACCCCUUGUUGGCAUGCUCCAAUUAGAUGAUGGAUUAGGAAAACUGAAUAGUCUAAAGGCAUUUGACAUGGAUGGUGCUCUGUACAUUGCCACUGCAGGCACUAGCAAAUCCAAUGAUGGUGCCUUGCAUAUCUAUCAACUACAAUAA
Molecule: messenger RNA, 1014 nt
Organism: Mucor velutinosus
Lineage: Eukaryota; Fungi; Mucoromycota; Mucoromycetes; Mucorales; Mucoraceae
Product: Glutathione gamma-glutamylcysteinyltransferase
Exons: 9
Coding region: 1-1014 (337 amino acids)
Molecular function (GO): protein binding
Source: RefSeq, a predicted model, not a curated record